AUGACAAAGCUUAUCAUCUCCACCGGGAAUAUCGUCUCGGGCGGCCCCUCCAUCAUCCGCAAACCCGGCGCAUACCGUUCUAACCUCGAACUCACAAAUUCCCUGCGAAGCAAUUUCCUCGCCGCUCAGCAGGACUACUCUGCUGCUGCCUCGCCCGAGUCCGAGGCUGAGGCCACGACGCCGGCCGAGACCAACGGGUUCACCAAUGGUCACACCAGCAAUGGCAACAUUCCCAACGGCCUGAAUGGUCAUACCAAUGGCCAUCUGACCAAUGGCAACGGCAACGGCCACAGCACCAGCAACGGCAACGGCUCCAAUAGCCCGCGCUUCGACGCCAACGGCCGCCCGCGCCUCGAUAUCUGGACAGCCCUCGAGGAUCAUACCGACACGCUCUACGUGCCCCGCAUUGACUGGGAUCUGGCCGGCCUGCAGGAGGAGCCCUCUGCUUACGACGUCACGGUCAAGCUCUUCUUCCUGCCCUCGGCCUCGGUCGCCGACCGCGCGCGCCAUGCCAGCGAAGCCCUGGCCCUUGUCCGCCGCGAGCUCGACAUUGAGCGCGUCGACCUACUCAUCGCCAGCUUCCCCGACAUGUCCUUUGAGGGCGACUGCGAGUGGGAGGCUGACAAGCGCAAUGCCCAGCAGGGCGAUGUUGAAGCCGAGGCCGCGACCUGGGCUGUCCUUGAGGAUCUGCAGCGUCAGGGCCUUGUAAGCAACCUUGGGAUCGCCGAGUUUGGCACCGAGAAGCUCGCGGCAUUCCUCAAGAAGGUCAACGUCAGGCCAGCCGUCGACCAGAUCAACAUCCACAACUGUUGCAAUGUGCCGCCGCCUCUUAUUCAGCUGGCCAAGGCCGAGGGCAUCGAGCUGCUCGUGCACACAGACUGCACCGAUGUGCUGCCCAAGGGCACGCUGCGCGAACUACUCGGCCACGGCCUGCAGGGCGCCGGCGUUCUGGCUGACCCUGUCGAGGGACACGACGGCUUGCGCGGAGAGCUAGAGCCCCAGUGGGUCGUCAAGUACACGGCGUUCGUCAAGAACCGCGGCGUCAUCGAGAAUAAGGGCUACUUUGCUGGUGCGGAGCUCGUCGCGGCGGCGUGA
Messenger RNA from Verticillium alfalfae VaMs.102, 1095 nucleotides. RefSeq names its product glutamate-cysteine ligase modifier subunit. The transcript is spliced from 2 exons. Gene Ontology annotation, molecular function: enzyme regulator activity; glutamate-cysteine ligase catalytic subunit binding. Gene Ontology annotation, biological process: glutathione biosynthetic process. The record is from RefSeq and is a predicted model, not a curated record. NCBI's taxonomy places the organism in Eukaryota, Fungi, Ascomycota, Sordariomycetes, Glomerellales, Plectosphaerellaceae. The coding region runs from base 1 to 1095 and encodes 364 amino acids. Gene Ontology annotation, cellular component: glutamate-cysteine ligase complex.